Messenger RNA from Haliotis rufescens (red abalone), 1581 nucleotides. Its product is annotated as glycine-rich cell wall structural protein 1.8-like. Lineage: Eukaryota; Metazoa; Mollusca; Gastropoda; Lepetellida; Haliotidae. The record is from RefSeq and is a predicted model, not a curated record. Bases 1 to 1581 code for a protein of 526 amino acids. The transcript has a single exon.
AUGUGGAAUUGUAUGGCCGCUACACACGCGACAUGUCAGGCAGGUCUUGUUCACCUUUCAGAGGGGGAACUUCAGAGGGGAGGGGGACUUCAUAGAGGAGGGGGACUUCAGAGAGGAGGGGACUUCAGGGAGGGGGGGGGGGGGGACUUCAGAGGGGAGACUUUCAGAGGGGACUUCAGAGGGGGGACUUCAGAGGGGGGACUUCAGAGGGGAGACUUUCAGAGGGGGGACUUCAGGGGGGGGGGGGACUUCAGAGGGGAGACUUUCAGAGGGGGGACUUCAGAGGGGAGACUUUCAGAGGGAGACUUUCAGAGGGGGACUUCAGAGGGGGGACUUCAGAGGGGAGACUUUCAGAGGGGGGACUUCAGGGGGGGGGGACUUCAGAGGGGAGACUUUCAGAGGGAGACUUUCAGAGGGGGACUUCAGAGGGGGACUUCAGAGGGAAGACUUCAGAGGGGGGACUUUCAGAGGGGGGACUUCAGAGGGGAGACUUCAGAGGGGGGACUUCAGGGGGGGGACUUCAGGGGGGGACUUCGGGGGGGGGGACUUCAGAGGGGACUUCAGAGGGGGACUUUCAGAGGGGACUUCAGAGGGGGGACUUUCAGAGGGGGGACUUCAGAGGGGGGACUUUCAGAGGGGGGACUUCAGAGGGGGGACUUUCAGAGGGGGGACUUCAGGGGGGAGGGGACGUCAGAGGGGACUUCACAGGGGGGACUUUCAGAGGGGGGACUUCAGAGGGGGGACUUUCAGAGGGGGGACUUCAGGGGGGGGGACUUCAGAGGGGGCUUCAGAGGGGGGACUUCAGAGGGGACUUCAGAGGGGGACUUUCAGAGGGGGACUUCAGGGGGGGGGGGGGGGACUUCAGAGGGGACUUCAGAGGGGGACUUUCAGAGGGGGGACUUCAGAGGGGAGACUUUCAGAGGGAGACUUUCAGAGGGGGACUUCAGAGGGGAGACUUUCAGAGGGAGACUUUCAGAGGGGGGACUUCAGGGGGGGGGGACUUCAGAGGGGACUUCAGAAGGGGACUUUCAGAGGGGGGACUUCAGAGGGGAGACUUUCAGAGGGAGACUUUCAGAGGGGGACUUCAGAGGGGGGACUUCAGAGGGGAGACUUCAGAGUGGGGACUUUCAGAGCGGGGACUUCAGAGGGGAGACUUCAGAGGGGGGAUUUUCAGAGGGGGGACUUUCAGAGGGGGACUUCAGGGGGGAGGGGACUUCAGAGGGGACUUCAGAGGGGGGACUUUCAGAGGGGGGACUUCAGAGGGGGGACUUUCAGAGGGGGGACUUCGGGGGGGGGACUUCAGAGGGGACUUCAGACGGGGGACUUCAGAGGGGACUUCAUAGGGGGGACUUUCAGAGGGGGGACUUCAGGGGGGGGACUUCAGAGGGGACUUCAGAGGGGGGACUUCAGAGGGGACUUCAGAGGGGGGACUUUCAGAGGGGGGACUUCAGAGGGGGGACUUCAGAGGGGGGGGACUUCAGAGGGGGGGGGGGACUUCAGAGGGGAGGGGGACUUCAGAGGGGGGACUUCCAGUAUGUGUCAAGAAACCAGUGGAAGCAUAAUGCAAACUUGCGGGGCUGA